This is a messenger RNA of Elaeis guineensis (African oil palm), 1002 nucleotides long. RefSeq names its product fasciclin-like arabinogalactan protein 14. Gene Ontology annotation, cellular component: plasma membrane. Lineage: Eukaryota; Viridiplantae; Streptophyta; Magnoliopsida; Arecales; Arecaceae. The record is from RefSeq and is a predicted model, not a curated record.
CCUUCCACAACAUUCUUCGCCUACAUAUUCACCUACUCCUCAUCUUCCCCUACAAACUCUAGUCUCUUAGCUUCCCCUCCAAAUGGCUCCCAAGCCCCAAGCCAUCUUCCUCCUCUUGUCCUUACUCCUAUCAUCUGUUAUGGCCUACAAUGUCACACAGAUCCUUGAGCCAUUCUCUGAUUUUGCUACCUUCAACAACUACCUUACACGAACCAAACUUGCCGAUGAGAUCAAUCGCCGCCAAACAAUCACCGUUCUUGUUGUUGAUAACUCCAAAAUGUCUGCUCUCUCAUCCCUCGACGUUGAAACUCUUAAGCAUGUCAUGGCUGUACAUGUCAUCCUUGACUAUUAUGAUGAAAAUAAGCUCAGUCAUAUUUCCAACAAUAGUGCUCUUCUCACCACUCUCUUCCAAACCACCGGCAUCGCAAAAAAUAAUUUAGGGUUCUUAAAUGUCACCAGAAAGCCUAAUGAAGCGAUGCUCUUUGGGUCAGCGUUUCAGAAGGCCCCUCUCAGCUCCACUUUCAGCAAGGUAAUUAUAACUAUGCCUUAUAACAUAUCAAUUCUCCAAAUUUCCGAUCCAAUCGUCCCACCUGGUAUUGGGGGUGCAAAGAAAACAUCAUCAUCUAUGGCACCAAAAAAUGCUCCAGCUCUGGCACCAGUAGCUAAACCAGCGAAGUCAACAGCAAAUGCACCGGCUCCUAUUGAAAAGUCAAUGACUGAUGCUCCUGUGGAAGCUCCCAAUGCAGUUGAUAGCCCUGCAGCUGCUCUAAAGGCAAAUGCAUCUAAACCAACUUCAGAUGCACCUGUAGCAUCACCCACCCCUCCCAGAAAAGUUGCAAAUAUGUCUGCAUCCAGUUCUUCAGCAAGCCGAUUGGUAGUCGAUUCCAUCGUUGGGCUUGUCAUUGGUGUUGUUCUCUUGGUUGCUUUCUAGAAUGGCUUAGCAUGUAAGGAUUGUUGAUUUUGGUGUAUUGUAUCUUUAUUUUUUUUGAUGUAAGGAUUUUU